AUGGCGGACGGGGAAUUCUUAAGAAAAUCUCUCUAUUUAAACUUCACUUCGUCACACCUUAACAUUUCCGGUUUGCCGAGAAACGUGCUGUGUUACCUAUGGGGAAACUGUACCAACAACACGAGGGACCUGUUGUUUCCGGUUGAUCGAUGUGACGUUGCUGUGUUCGAUUCCUAUGUGGAUUUUACCCAGAUCAACACGGUUCACGCCGCCAUUGUGGUAGGCUAUCUUCUGGUAAUGGUAUUUGCCGUGUUUGGAAACAUGUUAGUGAUUUGGACUAUCUGGAGGAAUACCCACAUGCAUACUGUGACCAACUAUUAUAUUGUGAAUCUCGCUCUGUCCGAUUUCCUUGUCUCGUCCAUCGUCUUACCGUUGAAACUCCUGGAAUACACGAGCCCCUGUGAUUGGCAGAUUUUUGGCCACGAUGGCCUGUGCGCUGUCGUUUACUAUAUCUUUCCAAUUUUCGUCUUUGCUAGCGUGCUUACGCUCGUCGCUAUUUCUUUGGAAAGAUACUACGCUAUUGUCCAUCCUCUGUCUGCCAUGAAAGUCAACAGUAAGUCUAGGACAAAGAAGAUAAUAGCGGUCACGUGGGUCAUUCCAAUUGUCAUCUGCACGCCUUACCUAUAUUGUGGAAGUUUUGCAUUUGAAUCUCGCAGCCAUUACGGUUCUGUGUCCCGCCAAAUCUGUGCUGAUCGAUUCGAUGAGAUAGAUGGCGGUACUGGUAACUUCCGGCGGGUGUUCUUCCUCGUUCUGGCUGCGUUUAUGUACUUUCUCCCAAUGAUAAUCAUCAUCACAACAUGUUCGAGGAUUGCCCGGUCCCUUCUUCAACCUAUCAUUAUCGAAAGCUCCCAGUCUGGUACUAGGAAUUGUAAACGGCGAGAUGAGGUCAACAAGCGCAAGGUUGCUCGGAUGGUAAUAGUGAUUGCAGUGGCCUUCAUUCUGUCCUGGUCUCCGCUGUACGUUGUCAGUAUUGUAAGCCAGCUGCAGGGUCAAGGGAACAGUUUUCUUCUGCAUAGUAACUUUCUAUUUACCAUGUUGAUUGUUCAUCUCGCAGGAUUCAUUAAUAGUUGUGUAAAUCCAUUUAUCUACACCGCCAUGAGUAAAAAAUUCCGGAAAAGUUUCAGUCGGACCCUUGGUAAAAUCUUCUGCAAUUAUUACUGCCGGCAGAGAUUAUUUCUAUACAGGGAUAGCAUCAUACAGAGGCGAUCUACAGCUUACACAAGCGCGUCACGUGGGUCAUUCAUUGACCCGGAAGCAGAACCAUUACAAAGCGAAUUGAGAGAGAGGGCACCCACAAAAGGGAAAGAAUCACAUAGCAGUAGUAGUGAGGGGGACUCCUCUUGUCGGUCACAGAGUAGACUAUGUAAGGCUGCCAAAGGGAGACAACCAAUGCCGCAAGAGAACGUUUGUGGAACUGAGGAUGUAGGUGUUGUUGACGACUCAGACGUGUGCACUAACAUAUCUAUGGUAAGCACCCAAUGCCCAACAUCUUUACAGAUCAUUGAUCACUCUGGACACGGCAGAUCAGUCACAAGCAGUCAAAUAAUGCCACGACAUUGUCAAAUUCGGAGCUUUAUGGAACCCAACAAGAACGGUUUGAAGACAGAGACGUUUAUCCUACGGGACAUCAAAAAAUCAGAGUGUGAAGCAGACGGUCACGUGCACACACUUAUCAUGUGUAUCGGAGACGUAAACGAAGUAAACUCCAGAGAGGUCAAUCAGGACGCGUGCACGUGA
Ylistrum balloti is the source of this 1737-nucleotide messenger RNA. RefSeq names its product QRFP-like peptide receptor. Gene Ontology annotation, cellular component: membrane. The transcript is spliced from 3 exons. Gene Ontology annotation, molecular function: G protein-coupled receptor activity; peptide binding. Gene Ontology annotation, biological process: G protein-coupled receptor signaling pathway. The record is from RefSeq and is a predicted model, not a curated record. Bases 1 to 1737 code for a protein of 578 amino acids. NCBI's taxonomy places the organism in Eukaryota, Metazoa, Mollusca, Bivalvia, Pectinida, Pectinidae.